ACAGAUGGGGAGAGCGAGAGAGGAAAAAGAUACCUAGUGGAGAUGCAAGUCGCUGCUGAAGAUUCGCAACAACAAGCAAGUCCUUUACCGCACCUCCCCCUCCCAUUGCGCUCGCCCAAAAAUACGGUUGUGAUAUGCCUGCGAUACACAGCGAUGUGCAUUUCUCUGCUGUUGAAAACGCAGCUUUGAGACUGAUUUAAACAGAGAAGAAUAACGGCAACAGGGCGAUUUGCGCUUGCUUACAGGAGUCUUACAGGACGCGGCGUCGCAAACAGGCAUAAACGAUCAUAAGGGAUUUGGGGCAUUUCUUUAAACAACGCUCAUGGAGUUCCCAAAUGACUUCAGCGGCUAUGCUGACCCCAGACACUUCCAUCUGUACAACGAGUCUCUGUUCCAGAACAACUUCAGCGCCUUCAACGGGACUGACAGCCUCUUCCCUCGUGGCGUCAAAAUCACUAUAGUCGUGGUCUACAUGAUCGUCUGCGUUGUGGGGCUCGUGGGAAACUGCUUGGUCAUGUACGUCAUCAUCAGAUAUACCAAGAUGAAGACAGCUACCAACAUCUAUAUCUUUAAUCUGGCGCUGGCUGAUGCCUUGGUUUUGGCAACGCUACCUUUCCAGGGCACAGAUGUGUUCCUCGGUUUCUGGCCCUUCGGCAAUGCCCUGUGCAAGACUGUUAUCUCCAUCGACUACUAUAACAUGUUUACCAGUGUGUUCACCUUGACCGUGAUGAGCAUGGAUCGAUACGUGGCCGUGUGCCAUCCUGUGAAAGCCCUGGACAUGAGGACACCCCACAAGGCUAAGGUGGUCAAUAUCUGUGUGUGGGUCUUGGCCUCAGCCAUCGGGGUCCCUGCUAUGGUCCUUGGAGACGUGGAGGAUGACAAUGGCAUCGAGUGCAUCUUGGUCCUGCCCGACCCUCGCAGCUACUGGGACCCAGUGUUUGGUACAUGCAUCUUCCUCCUCUCCUUUCUUUUUCCCGUGGCGAUCAUCAGCGUGUGCUACAGCCUGAUGGUGAAACGUCUCCGAAGCGUCCGCAUCCUUUCGGGGUCCAAGGAGAAAGACCGCAACCUUCGUCGCAUCACGCGCAUGGUACUGGUAGUGGUCGCCGCCUUCAUCGUGUGCUGGACGCCCAUCCAUAUCAUGGCCCUGGCGCAGUCGCUGGGCUUCAACCUAGGCAGCGUUCAGACGGUGGUGUUCAUGCAUUUCUGCAUCGUCCUGGGCUAUGUCAACAGCAGCCUGAACCCCGUCCUCUACGCAUUCCUCGACGAAAACUUCAAACGUUGCUUUCGUGAGUUCUGCCACCCAUCGCCCUUUGGCCUCGACACGCAGCAGUCGGGCCGCAUGCGCAAUAUUGCACGCGAGCUCGCCUACAACUGCAAGACUGCGGACGGGAACAGUAACCCCGCAUGACUAGGCGUGAAGCUGCCCCUGGUCAGCCCUGAGCCACGACCCAAUCCAGGGACAGGAAACUCAAACUCUGAGCUCACUCAGAUUACAAAUCUCUAGCACCACACUUACCUCUGCCACGUGGGCGGGGGAAAGGGUUGGGCUAAGAGUAAGGGCGGAGUCAAAUUAAAUGACACACCCUUUUAGGGACAAAGGGGCUCACUUUACAGUGUCUUAAUUGGAUGUCCUUGUCUACAUGACUUAUUUCGUUCUUGUGGGGGAAUUAUUACACUUUGUUGUUAAAUGUUGCAGACUUGUAUAGAUGCUUUUGUGUCGUUCUUUACAAUGUUUCUAUUGAAAGAUAAGCCUGUAGGAUUACAUGGCUUUAUACAAUCAAAACCUAAGGGUUUCACUUCUCUGCCCUUUUUCGUGAUAUUGCCAAGUGGUGGACUGUACUAAGUACAUCAUAUAGUGUAUGUUUUAUACUAUAUAUUAUGUAACGAUAUACAGUUAUGACACAAAAGCUGAAACUACGGAGACUUGUUAAACCUGUUUGUUAUUUUCAAAAAAGUUGCUAUUUUUCUUGGUUCCACUGUAAAAAAAGGAAAAACAUUUGAUAUUAUGUAUGUUUGGUAGCACAGAUUCAAGUUUAAAGAAAAAUAUUUGUACAGAAACGAAAAGUAUUGCAAACAGUUGCUGUGUUGUUCUAUAAUAUAUGUGCAUACAAUGAAGUCAGUCGCUUUUGAGGCUUAGCAUUGUUGAUGUCGGUUAGUAUAACCUCCACAAACUUCUUGAAUGUUUUGUGCUCGGCUCUAAUUCUUGCUUGGUAUACAUACAGACUCUCGACUUAAGAGAAACACAAGAAAGAGCUUGCACUACUGUAUCAUAGGUUUACAUCGAAGACCAUUGAAUGUGAAAAGACUACAAAUACACCAAAUUUAAAAGAUAUAUAAGUGUCAGUGAAAUAUAGAGAUAUUGUACAUUUCAGUGCUACUUGAUAUUGUGUUUGUUUCUUGACUUGUUUACCCGCUGCAUUGACUGGCUGUUCAUUUACCUGCAUAUUUAUUUACUGAUGGGAUCAUAUUCUGAUGGACUGAAAAGAAACCCCAUCUUGUG
Messenger RNA from Triplophysa dalaica, 2500 nucleotides. RefSeq names its product opiate receptor-like 1 (gene oprl1). The transcript has 4 exons. Gene Ontology annotation, molecular function: nociceptin receptor activity; neuropeptide binding. The record is from RefSeq and is a predicted model, not a curated record. Gene Ontology annotation, biological process: neuropeptide signaling pathway; sensory perception of pain. Lineage: Eukaryota; Metazoa; Chordata; Actinopteri; Cypriniformes; Nemacheilidae. Gene Ontology annotation, cellular component: neuron projection; membrane. Bases 323 to 1408 code for a protein of 361 amino acids.